GGUCAUCGGCCGUGUUUUAGGGGGAUGAACCGCCAAUAGCUAAGGCCGAUCUAGCGGUGACGUCACAGGGGGCGGGACAUAGCUUGAGCAGGAGUCAAGAUGGCGGACGAGGAGAAGCUGCCGCCCGGUUGGGAGAAGCGGAUGAGCCGCAGCUCUGGGCGUGUGUAUUAUUUCAACCACAUGACUAAUGCCAGCCAGUGGGAGCGUCCCUCAGCCAGCGGGAAAAAUGGGCAAGGUGAACCAGCAAAGGUACGAUGUUCUCACCUGCUGGUGAAACACAGCCAGUCCAGACGUCCCUCGUCGUGGAGGCAGGAGAAAAUCACACGCACCAAAGACGAAGCUCUGGAGCUCAUUAAUGGCUACAUACAGAAAAUCAAAUCUGGAGAGGAGGACUUUGAAGCCCUGGCCUCACAGUUUAGUGACUGCAGUUCUGCUAAGGCCGGAGGAGACUUGGGAAGUUUUGGGAGAGGUGACAUGCAGAAAGCCUUUGAAGAAGCUUCUUUCGCUCUGCGGCCCGGAGAGAUGAGUGGCCCGGUUUUCACAGAUUCUGGCAUCCACAUUAUACUUCGCACUGAGUGAAUCCCGUAUUUGCAGGGGGGAAAUCCCAGCCUUUAGUAGAAGGGAUCUGGGGAUUUGGAGAGAUGAUGAUGAUCUUGGAUGCAGAGACGGACCGGUGGGAAGGGAUAUAGUCUAGGCUUUCAAAUACCUUGGGGCUCUUGUUAACAUUGUGGAGGAUUUCAGAGGAUCAUAUUUCUCAGCGUUACAUGUAAUGGGUCUGAGCGCUUCUGGGCAGCCUAGCGUCAGUGUUGAACAUUUCAAUUUACAGCAAGGGAUCUGCAUGAAGGGUUGGGGCUAGGUCUUAAGUCAUGGCCCACAUACACACUCCUCCACGUGGUAGACGACUAGUAAGAUUGACUGAAUGUACUGAUGUUUUAUAACCUUUCCAGCAUAAAUGCGUAGCUUAAGAUCUUGCAUGCCGGGUGCCCACGGCAUCUGCAUUUACCCCACUGAAUAAAGAAGCAGCACCUGGGAUUUAAUGGAUUAGGUCAUUCAUUUCUGGAGGUCUGUGCGCCUUCCAAAUGGGAAUGCCUUUUAAAUAUUGCAUGUUAUUUCCGUGUUAAAGCAAGCCAUUCCAUUAAAGGGCUUCAGUCAUCUA
Messenger RNA from Bufo gargarizans (Asiatic toad), 1156 nucleotides. It is a transcript of the gene PIN1, whose product is annotated as peptidylprolyl cis/trans isomerase, NIMA-interacting 1. Bases 100 to 579 code for a protein of 159 amino acids. The record is from RefSeq and is a predicted model, not a curated record. Lineage: Eukaryota; Metazoa; Chordata; Amphibia; Anura; Bufonidae. The transcript has 4 exons. Gene Ontology annotation, cellular component: nucleus; cytosol. Gene Ontology annotation, molecular function: protein binding; peptidyl-prolyl cis-trans isomerase activity.